AUGGAUAGUAACCAAGCUUCAUCGGAUGCUAAGGCUUCUUUGGAUGAGUUAGAGAAUAAAGGCUUACUGGCAACGGCCGGUGUUGUUGUUCCAGAGAUGGCAGCUGCGGCUGUUGCAGCAGCCGCAGCUGCAGGCGUGGGUGGUGGAAAUACUAUGGAAAAUCAUGGGGGUGGGCAGCAGGGGGCCGCCUCGAUGCAGGCGAUGGCUCGCAGCCAGUACCAGCAGGCGCUGCAAGACAGCGGUGCUGGCGGCGCUACGCCUGGGAACAUGACGCCCACGACGGCCGGUCACGGCGGAAUGGGGAGCGGGAGCAGCGGGUCGUCGCAGCCUCCCAUGAUACAACUUCCCUCGAUGAGCAUGCCCUCGCUCAUGUAUCAGCUUUCACAUCAUCAUCCCUCGACGUUGCACCAUGCGGGGAUCCCUCAGAUGUCGGUGUUGAAGCAGAACGGGCAGCAGAACGGGCAGCAGCAGGGGCAGCAGCAGAGCCAGCAGGACGACAUGAACGGCGGAACUUCGGGUUUAACCAACGGCGGCGUUGGCCUGCCUAUGCUCUCUGCCACUUCUUCUUCCCAGGGUAUUCAGGCGAUUCAGUUGAACGAGGGUGAGCACAUUAACUCGCAUGGCCAGUUGAUAGGCCGGUCUGGAAAGCCCCUGCGCAACACCAAGCGUGCUGCACAGAACAGGAAUGCCCAGAAGGCAUUCAGGCAGAGGAGGGAGAAAUACAUCAAGGACUUGGAAACCAAGGCAAAACACUACGACGAACUGACGCAAGAGCUUCUCGAGUUGAAGAGAGAGAACGACGAAUUGAAACUGAGGUUGACGGAAUUGGAAAAACUGGCAUAA
Molecule: messenger RNA, 843 nt
Organism: Eremothecium sinecaudum
Lineage: Eukaryota; Fungi; Ascomycota; Saccharomycetes; Saccharomycetales; Saccharomycetaceae
Product: bZIP transcription factor
Exons: 1
Coding region: 1-843 (280 amino acids)
Cellular component (GO): RNA polymerase II transcription regulator complex
Molecular function (GO): DNA-binding transcription activator activity, RNA polymerase II-specific; transcription cis-regulatory region binding
Source: RefSeq, a predicted model, not a curated record